Molecule: messenger RNA, 1572 nt
Organism: Lathyrus sativus (Indian pea)
Lineage: Eukaryota; Viridiplantae; Streptophyta; Magnoliopsida; Fabales; Fabaceae
Source: the annotation of a GenBank genome assembly
AUGAUUAUUUCUGAAUCUAACACGCAGCUUCAAGAUGGUAACGCUAAUAGUGUUGGUAAUGUGAUGAACAACCUCGCACAAGUUAUGGCAGCCUCCAUCGUUGGAUUGAUCGGCGAGAAUUCAGCGAUGGUAGACCAGCAAAAGAUCGUUCCUUACUUGCAUCAAACGGAGUCAGGCCGUGUUGCCAAGCUUGAGAUUUUCUCUCACUAUGUUGCUAGACAAAUGGGAUUUGUAGAUGCCAGUGAAGUUCCUGAGUUGUGCAGAUUGGCACAGGACUACUUGAGAAAUUCAGAAGGGUGUAAAGAAAGUAUAUAUCAAUAUUUAGCCGAUGGAGAGGACGCUAACACGCUAUAUGUAAAAUUGAUUGAUGAGUUUGAAAGAUGCAUCCUCAGUUAUUUUGCUUUUCAUUGGAACCGAGCUUCAUUUAUCAUUAGUCAGGUAUUAAGUACUCAGUCUCAGCCGAAAAUAAAUCUCAAAAAUAUUCUUUUGGAAGCCACAAGGAAACGUAGGUUUGAGAGAGUAACAAAGAAACUAAAGGUGGCAAGAGUGUUCUCUACAUUGGUUGAAGAGAUUAAAGCAAUAAAGGGCGACUCUCAAAGUUGUGAUGUCAAGGUCUCCAUUGUCCAGAGCGAGAGGAGUCCAGUGUUGCUGCUUAUGGGUGGAGGCAUGGGAUCUGGAAAAAGCACUGUUCUUAAAGACAUUCUUAGAGAACCGUUUUGGUCAGAAGCUGCUUCAAAUGUUGUGGUCGUUGAAGCAGAUGCUUUUAAGGAGAGUGAUAUCAUAUAUAGAGCUCUUAACUCUAAGGGCCGCCAUGAUGAAAUGCUUCAAAGUGCUGAACUGGUGCAUCAGACUUCCACUGAUGCUGCAUCAUCUCUGCUAGUGACAGCUUUAAAUAAGGGGCGAGAUGUGAUCAUGGAUAGUACCUUAGCAUGGGAGCCUUUUCUAGAGCAAACUAUUGCUAUGGCAAGAAAUGUUCACAAACAUACGUAUCGAAUGGGGCCAGGAUAUAGAGAAGCUAAAGAUGGGACAAUUACUGAAAAUUACUGGGAGCAAGUGAAUGAGCCAGUAGAAGAACACCAACCAGAGGAAAAUUAUAGGGCGGAACAGCACACUCGAAAGCCUUACAAAAUUGUUCUAGUUGGUGUGGUUUGUGAUGCCUAUCUUGCUGUCAUUAGAGGCAUUAGAAGAGCUAUUGUGACCAAAAGGGCAGUGAGGGUGAAAUCACAAUUGGAAUCUCACAAAAAAUUCGCUAAUGCCUUUCCAAGAUACUGCAAACUUGUUGACAGUGCUAGGCUCUAUUGCACAAAUGUUGUUGGUGGUCCACCAAAGAUAAUAGAGUGGAAGAAUGAUUCCAAAAACCUCCAAGUGGAUCCUGAAGUUCUCAAAUUGUUGAACACCGUAAGCAAUGUGAAUACUGAAGCAGAUUCCAUCUAUGAACUAUAUAAUGAAUACAACUAUGCUGUCAGACCUGGUUCUGUUUGGAAUGACAUUGUUCUUUCUCCUUCAAGGUCAAAUGAUAAGAAAGAAUUAAGGGAAUUCAUUCAAAAAAAAGAAAAAUUCAUUAGAAAAUAA